AUGUCUAUGAUAACGGCGCUUACGCCCAACCAGGUGAACGAUGAGCUGAACAAGAUGCAGGCUUUCAUCCGGAAGGAGGCCGAGGAGAAGGCGAAGGAGAUCCAGUUGAAGGCGGACCAGGAGUACGAGAUCAAGAAGACGGGGAUUGUGCGUGCGGAGACGAGUGCUAUAGACAGCAAUUUCAGCGCGCGCCGCAAGAAGAUCACUUUGCAGCAGCAGAUUACGAAGUCGACCAUCUCCAACAAGAUGAGACUGAAGGCGUUGAACUGCAGGGAGGAGUCUCUGAACGAUAUAUUCGACGAGGCCAAGAGCAGGCUCUCUGAGCUGGUCUCCACGGGCAAGUACCGUGAUAUCCUAGUGGCUCUGGUUGUGGAAGGUAUGAUUAAGCUUCUAGAGCCUGCCGUGGUGGUGAGACUCACCGAGAAGGAUUACAAGAAGUUCGGCAAGGACUCAAAGCUAAUAGACGAUAUUGUGAAGAGUUACAAAGACACAGUCAAGGGACGCGACAUUGAAGUCUCUAUCGCUGAGGACAACUUCCUACAGGAGAACGCAAUCGGUGGUUGCAUCGUCUCUGACUCAGAAGGAAGAAUUGAGGUCAACAACAGCUUGACUGAGAGAUUGCACAUUUUGAGCCAAGAAGCUUUGCCCGCUAUUAGACUGGAGAUCUUUGGUCCUUCAAAGACUAGGAAGUUCUUUGACUGA
This is a messenger RNA of Nakaseomyces glabratus, 702 nucleotides long. It is a transcript of the gene VMA4, whose product is annotated as H(+)-transporting V1 sector ATPase subunit E. Gene Ontology annotation, molecular function: proton-transporting ATPase activity, rotational mechanism. The record is from RefSeq and is a predicted model, not a curated record. Lineage: Eukaryota; Fungi; Ascomycota; Saccharomycetes; Saccharomycetales; Saccharomycetaceae. Gene Ontology annotation, biological process: proton transmembrane transport. Gene Ontology annotation, cellular component: proton-transporting two-sector ATPase complex, catalytic domain.